This is a messenger RNA of Coniophora puteana RWD-64-598 SS2, 1867 nucleotides long. Its product is annotated as drug:h+ antiporter. Gene Ontology annotation, biological process: transmembrane transport. Gene Ontology annotation, molecular function: transmembrane transporter activity. The transcript is spliced from 14 exons. Lineage: Eukaryota; Fungi; Basidiomycota; Agaricomycetes; Boletales; Coniophoraceae. The record is from RefSeq and is a predicted model, not a curated record. Bases 1 to 1806 code for a protein of 601 amino acids.
AUGGAUCACCAGGGCAAGGAAAACUCGUCUGCGACUGUGUGUGCCAGUGCAUUGGACACGGAGCGUGCUCCUUCCCUUGCUACCGACAAGGACGGUCAAGCAUCGGCCAAGAAGCUUGAAGCAACACGAAAUGCCUUCACCCACCGCUCUCGUUGGUCCCUAUUUAUCGGGCUUGGCCUCGUGGCUUACGCCAACUCACUGGAUAUAUCGACAACGGAUACAUUUCUCACAUUCGCGACGUCUAGUCUAGGAGCCCAUAGCCUGCUCAGCGCAGUUACGGUCGCUCAGCUCAUUGUAGUUGCGGUUGGCCAGCCCGUCAUCGCCAAGGUUGCCGAUGUAUCCUCUCGAGGCAUCGCACUGUUUGCGGCAUUGUUUUUUUAUGUUAUAGGUUAUGUUAUUAUAGCUACUGCCCCAAAUAUCGGCGCUCUGGCAGGAGGGACUUUGAUCAAUGCCAUAAACUUUGCCGUGCUCCUACAGAUUAUUAUCGCCGACAUCACGUCGCUCAAGUGGCGUGGUUUUGUGAGCUCGCUCACGGCCGCGCCAACUAUUAUCAACUCAUUCGUUGGCUCCAACGUAACGACGGCUGUUAUCGAACAUUCGAGUUGGAGAUGGGGCUACGGCAUGUUCGCCAUCAUCACUCCCGCCGCUACCAUUCCCCUCCUUUUGACUCUGUUUUGGGCAGAGCGGCGGGCGAAGAAGCUCGUCCGUCAAAACGAGGACGUUAUCCCGCAAGCACAUAGUAGCACUUCAUCGCCAAAGACGUCGUGGUUGGAAAGGUGGAAGGACGUGGUACACGUCGGCCAGCAGAUCGACGUUAUUGGACUCGUUUUGUUCGGCGCUGCUAUUUCCCUGAUCCUGUUGCCGCUCACUUUGAACCAGACGUCAGCUGAGAGAUGGAGAAGCGGCGAUAUCAUCACGAUGUUGGUGUUGGGUGUCGUGUGUCUGAUUGCAUUCGCCUGGUGGGACAUCCGCAAGGCGUCAUGGCCCUUGAUCCCCAAGCGGUGCAUAACGAACAGGAGCGUGGUCUGUGCAGCACUCAUCGGCUUCUUUGAUUUCCUAACACUCUCGCUGACGUCGACCUAUCUAUACUCGUUCAUCCUCAUCGCCAAACCAUGGUCUCUUAUAGAUGCCACUUACUUCAUGAAAACACGUCUACUAUCCCUGUCCGUGUUCCUGGUCCUCGCUGGAUUGUUCAUGAGGGUUGUGCGCCGCUAUAAGCUCAUGAUGAUCGCCGGAGUAGUCAUUCGUCUCGUCGGCCUCGGAAUGAUGAUCCGCUUCGGAAAGUCUAAUGGCUCCGACGUCGGGCUCGUUUGGACACAGAUCCUCCAGGGCAUGGGCCCAGGACUAUUCGCCACCUCAUCUCAAGUCGCAGCACAGGCCUCCGUUUCCCACAAAAACGUCGCAAUGGUCACCGCGGUCGUGCUGCUCCUGGGCAAUGUAGGAGGUGCCGUUGGGUCUGCAAUGGCCGGAGCGAUAUGGAGCAACACUAUUCCCGCGAAUCUCGAGAAAUACCUCCCCAAUCUCAGCGACGCGGAGCGGGAGAGGCUGUAUGCGAGCAUCACGAGCGUCAUGAAGUACCCGCGAGGAAACCCUAUCCGCGAGGGCGUCAUUCUCGCGUACGACGAUACCAUGAAACAGUUAAUCAUCAUCGCAACAGUAUUGAGCGCCGUACCGCUGUUCCUGGCUAUCGUCAUGCCAGAAUGGGAGCUCGACGAUCAGCAGAACGCCGUGGAGAAUGUACAGGCGGAGGUCACAGACCACGAGGGGGAACUGGAAAAGAGCAGCGUCGUAGAUUCGAAGGCAUAGAUUCGCAAACGGACACCGCCCAUGAUACAUCUUAAACAGCGACACAUUUACUCAGCUCCCC